CAAACAAAGAUUCUAAUAUGAUAGGAGCUUGUUUUAAAAAGUAAAAGCUUUAAGCUCCUAAAACCUCCAAAAAGCUUCUUACCAAAUAUACCCCCCAAGUCCUCAACAAGUCAAAAACAACAUCUAAAGUUAGAUACAAUGAUACAUACUAAUAGAUUUUGGCGUAUAGUUUACUACGUUAAGAAGCACGUAACCUUGUUCUUUGUAUAAUUUAUUGAGCAUAGUAUAGUAACCCUUAUAUUGGUUUAGUAUAUAAUUAUGUUAAUCUUGUUGCUAUUGAGGUCUAAUAUUUUUUUUCUUGUUCUUUUUGAGUGCUUAUCUGAGGUAAAGGGAGGCUUUGUGUUUUGUAUAAUUAUGAUGUUCGAUAUUGACAUCCCCUCCAUUAUCAGUGCUGGAUAGAAGAGUUUGAAAGAAUGUCAGACAUGUCUAUGUAUGAGCUCGAUGAUAUAAUCUGGGAUGACUUUGAUCAAGGUGAUGACCAUAUAGUACCACACCCUACUAAUGCUAGGACAAGUAGAAAUUCAUUUGAACGUGAUAACUGUAAGAAAUUCCGGCGUGAGACAACUCCUAUUUUGAGCAACUCUGGCAAUCUUGGUGUUUCCAAUACUGUCUAUCAAGGGAUCACAGAAACAGACUCUAAGCCAUUGGAUAAGAAAACGAACAUGAUGGAAAAGGAAAUACUUUCUCAUCGACCGCCUGCUGUAUUCAGGUCUUCAAGUGAUGGUGAGAUUGUUAAAGAUAUACCUAAUUUAGCAUCUGAUGACACUAGAAUGUCACGUAGCUGCUUCAAAAUUAGCCAUGUCACCUCUGGUGCUGAUUCUGGUGUCGGAGAUCAUGUCCUCAGUGGCACAUCAGCUGCAGGUGAUAAUAAGUCAUACAGUUACCCGCUAACACAUAUUUCCCAAGAAGGAGAUCUUUGUUUUGUAGACAAUAAUUGUGAGGAUAAGGGAUCAAGUGAUCUUUUAUAUUAUGGCUGGCCUGAUAUUGAAAACUUCGAGGAUGUAGACCAGUUAAUAAGAAGUUGUGAUUCAUCAUUUGGACUAGGUGUUACAAACAAUGAUACUGAACUUGGCUGGUAUACAUCAGAUCGACUUGAGGGUUCUGAAGAAGCAUCAAGUUUCAACUUCCCGUGUCCCAAGCCAAGUGAUUUGAAAAAUAUCUUAAUGAAUCAUGAUUCUUCAGAGUCAAAUAAUCACAAGAUAAGUUGUAUCUCUGAAAGCAAAGAUGAACUUAAUUACAGAAAUCAGAAAAAGCAGUCAAAGAAUCAGAGUCAGAUGGAAGGAAAUAAAGUAGGACAAGGUGUAGGAAACGAUGAUAGUUCCUUGUAUCAAAUCAGUGACUUGACAAGCAAUGAUAGUCGGCUUUCUUCCAGAAAUAAGUUUGACCAAGUGUUUACCUCGUUAGGCAAUCGACAGCAGUAUAGAAACCUCGAACCUGAUUUUUCUGGUCACAUGCCGAGCAACACAUCUUAUCUACCUCCAAGUUAUUCUCAUCAAACCACACCUGGACCAAUGGAGUCUGGUAUUACAUCUGAACAUAAGGAUCUAAAGGCCCCUUGUCUGAUGGAGUUUUCCUAUGCAUCUAACCAGGGUUAUUCAAUGGGGAGUGCUGCUGAAGUUGAUGUGCAAAAUCAGGAAGGUAAUUUACAAGGAUUUCAGCCCUUACCUAUUGGAUGCCCUAGACAGACAGGUAUGAUGUUUCAGUCUUCAAAGAGUAUCUUGCUUUCUACUGAAAACCAAGUUCACGGAAAUGAACUUGAAAAGCAAAGUGAUAUGGAAGGGGUUGAAAAAAGAGAUGAUGUAGGAUUAUCAAAUGGUUCAGCAAGCUCUUUAAUUGGUUCUGACUUGGAUCAGAUGUCACUUGAAUCAACUUGUUUCCGACAGCUACGACAGAUUAUGGAACAGUUGGACUUGAGAACUAAGUUAUGUAUAAGGGACAGUCUGUACCGAUUAGCGAGAAGUGCUGAGCAGCGGCAUAAUAAUCCAGGUCUCAAUAGUGCCGCAACUGAUAUGAACGAUAUUGGUGGUCCUAUAAUUGCUGAUAGAUCUGACAAGUGCACUGGAUUCAUGGAUAUGGAAACUGAUACAAAUCCUAUAGAUCGUUCGGUAGCACAUUUAUUGUUUCAUAGGCCUUCAGAAUCACCUAAUUUGCCUGCUCCAUUGUCUCCCAAGCCAAAUCUGAAACAAGGGUCUAUGCCAGGACCCUCGAGGAUGACAGAGAAAAUAGUACGUCAAGAAGAAUUAGCAGCCGAGUCAAAUGACAAGACCGGUGGCAACGAAAUUAGGCUAUAGUUAUUGUUUAUAGUUUGUGCAAUAUAAUGUAUAAAAUCAUCCAAGAGGCCCCAUGGAUCACAACAUAUACCUAUACCAGUAGGGCUUUUACAAUUUCUUGGUAUAUAUCCCUUUUUUUUAAAAAAUCUUGAUAGCAAUUUAUGUCUUAAAUUAACCUUCAAA
Molecule: messenger RNA, 2453 nt
Organism: Erigeron canadensis
Lineage: Eukaryota; Viridiplantae; Streptophyta; Magnoliopsida; Asterales; Asteraceae
Product: protein LNK1
Exons: 7
Coding region: 414-2291 (625 amino acids)
Biological process (GO): regulation of DNA-templated transcription; circadian rhythm
Source: RefSeq, a predicted model, not a curated record